AUGCCGGAAUUAAUGACGGAUGAAAAACCAAAAUCAUCAGAACAAAUUGAUUUAGAAGAAGCUGAAAAUGCAUUAUCAGGAAAAGAUUAUCAAACUGCAAAAGAAUUGUUAGAAAAAUUGGUUAAAUUAGAAGCAAAAGUUGAUGAUGAAGAAUCAAUACGUAUUAAAGAAUCAGCUAUUCUUUCACUUGGAAAAGUUUUUAAGGAAACAAAAGAUGCUAAAGCUUUGGCAUCAUUAACUAAAACUACUCGUCCAUUUCUUGGUCUUGUUAGCAAAGCGAAGGCAGCUAAACUUGUUCGAACUCUAGUCGAUCUUUUUCUUGAUAUGGAAGCGGGUACUGGUGAAGAAGUUACAUUAUGUCAAGAAAAUAUUGAAUGGGCAAAAAGUGAAAAUCGAACAUUUCUUCGACAAGAUCUUGAGGCACGUCUCGUUGCUUUAUAUUAUGAUACAAAAAAAUAUAAUGAAGCACUUAUACUUGGUUCUCAAUUGCUUAAAGAAUUAAAAAAACUUGAUGAUAAACAAUUGCUUGUUGAAGUUCAAUUAUUAGAAAGUAAAACUUAUUUUGCUUUAAGUAAUAUACAAAAAGCAAGAGCUGCAUUAACAUCAGCAAGAACAACAGCAAAUGGAAUUUACACACCACCAAAACUUCAAGCUAGUCUUGAUUUACAAUCAGGAAUUCUUCAUGCAGCUGAAGACAAAGAUUUUAAAACGGCAUUUUCAUAUUUUUAUGAAGCAUUUGAAGGUUAUGAUCAAAUCAAUAACAGUAAAGGUGUUACUGCUCUUAAAUAUAUGUUAUUAUCGAAAGUGAUGAUGAAUACACCUGAUGAUGUUAAUGCAUUAAUGUCGGUAAAAUUAGCAUUAAAAUAUAGUGGUCGCGAUGUUGAAGCAAUGAAAGCAAUUGCACAAGCAAGUAAAAAACGAUCAUUAGCUGAUUUUCAACAGGCAUUAAAAGAUUAUAAAACAGAAUUAUCUGAUGAUCCAGUAGUUCAUUCACAUUUGGGUACAUUAUAUGAUAAUUUACUUGAACAAAAUCUUAGUCGUCUGCUUGAACCAUUUUCUAAUGUUCAAAUUGAACAUAUUGCACGUUUAAUUGAUUUACCUCGUGAUGUCGUCGAAAAGAAACUUUCUCAAAUGAUUUUAGAUAAGAAACUUAGUGGUAUACUUGAUCAAGGUUCGUCGAAUAUCGUUAUUUUUGAUGAAACACCAACGGAUACUCAAUAUCAAGAUGCACUUGUUAUUAUUCAAAAUAUAACUGAGGCACUCGUGACUGCCUUUGAUGAAGAUAAUCAACCUCAUCCUCACCGUAGUGUGUUUUAUUAUACUUAUACAAAUCAAACACUUAGUGGACGUUUACAUGGUCAAGAACGACAUGAUCAUUUUGGUUAUUGUUAUGGUUGGGCUUUAAAUGAACCAAGUUGCACUAUUUUAAUUACUGACAAUGUUUACAUUGUAGCUCGUAAUCUUUGUUGCUUAGCUAUGCCAGGAAAUUUUGGUGUACCUAUUCAUUGGCUUAGAGGUGCAACAUGGCUUGGAAUUGAACAAAUUCAUGGCAGAACAGUUGAUCAUUGGUAUUCUCAUGAGCAUGAAUAUUGGAGUGAAGUUGAUGAACCAAGAAAUGGUGUUCGUUAUUCAGGACCAAAUUUUAAAACACCACGUCAAUUUACUGAUUAUGAUGCUUGGCAAAUUGGUCCACAAGACCCACGUCUUUUCGAUUUGCCAGAAAAUACUGAUUGCAAUCAAAGUUGCCCAUAA
Rotaria sp. Silwood1 is the source of this 1752-nucleotide messenger RNA. The record is from the annotation of a GenBank genome assembly. NCBI's taxonomy places the organism in Eukaryota, Metazoa, Rotifera, Eurotatoria, Philodinida, Philodinidae.